This is a messenger RNA of Penicillium hordei, 585 nucleotides long. RefSeq names its product phosphotransferase family protein. Lineage: Eukaryota; Fungi; Ascomycota; Eurotiomycetes; Eurotiales; Aspergillaceae. Bases 1 to 585 code for a protein of 194 amino acids. The record is from RefSeq and is a predicted model, not a curated record. The transcript has 2 exons.
AUGGCUGAAAUGAAAUAUAACAUAACCUACGGUCGCUUGAAGGAGGCCAUCACUAGGUUUCCAGCGAUACUUCAGGAAAGUAUUCCUGUUUUCGAGGAGUUAGCGCAACGACUCGAGACCGAAAUGGCGACCGGAGAAGGCCAGCUGAUACAUGGCGAUUUUGACUGUCGAAAUGUUCUUAUCUCGGAUGGGCCUCUAACAGUCGGUUCCUGUCCCAUCUCACUUUGUGUAAUUGACUGGGAAUUGUCACGCAUUGGUUCAAUAGCUUCUGAUGUUGGCCAGAUGUUGUCUGGCAUCUAUCUCCUCACGGUCUUCAACUCCUUCCAGGCUGGCCCAAAAAUGAUUUCCUCAUUCAUGCACGGUUAUGGUCCAGUGACUGAUGAACUUGCAUUCCGUAUCGCUUUGGAUGUUGGUACGCAGUUGGUGUUGUGGCCAUGCCAGCAGGCUGAUAAUUAUGAUGACCACCUUAUUGAAAUGUGUGUCGAUAUGGGACAUAAAAUUAUUCUUCAUGCUGAGAAACAGGCUAAGCCAUGGUUCCGUGGUGGGGUGUUCGAUAGCAUUUUCUGUUUCAUAGAAUCUCACUGA